This is a messenger RNA of Zingiber officinale, 1071 nucleotides long. Its product is annotated as transcription factor MYB83-like. The record is from RefSeq and is a predicted model, not a curated record. The coding region runs from base 22 to 963 and encodes 313 amino acids. NCBI's taxonomy places the organism in Eukaryota, Viridiplantae, Streptophyta, Magnoliopsida, Zingiberales, Zingiberaceae. The transcript is spliced from 2 exons.
AUCAAUUGUUAAGAUCGAAGAAUGAGGAGGCCGGCCGACGCCCUGCCGGCGGGCAAUGACCUUAUGAUCAGCGGCGGCGGUAAUAGUGGUAACAGGAACAAUAGUUGCAAGCUGAGGAAAGGGCUGUGGUCGCCGGAGGAGGACGAGAAGCUGACUAACUACAUGAUGAGGAAUGGGCAAGGGUGUUGGAGUGACGUCGCGAGGAAUGCCGGUUUGCAGCGGUGCGGGAAGAGCUGCCGCCUCCGGUGGAUCAACUACUUGCGCCCGGAUCUCAAACGUGGCACCUUCUCCGUCCAAGAAGAGGACCUCAUUGUUCACCUCCACUCCAUCCUCGGCAACAGGUGGUCACAAAUUGCAGCCCGAUUGCCUGGCCGCACCGACAACGAGAUCAAGAACUUUUGGAACUCCACCAUCAAGAAGAGGCUAAAGAAUUCUGGAUCAGAACAGGAGAUCAAAUUAGCGACGGCCGGAAACCUUGGUCAUGACCAGCCGAGUCAGAGCAUGUGCAUCGACUCCUUGUCCUCGUCCUCUUCCUCGAGAGCCGACCACUGUGAUCUACUCCCUCUCCCUGAGUUCAGCUGGUGCAAUGCUCCCCAAGUACUGGACCACGGCUCCUACUUCCAUGAAGCCCCCACCAAUGUGGCUCAUCAAGUUGCCAUGGCCUACGGCACAGGGAUGAUGGUGAUGGAGGAAGGAAGAGGAGGCGGAGGGAUCAUGGAAGGAUAUGAAGAUCUCUUUGUGCCUCCUCUUGAUGGGAGUACUGGAAGGAAUUGCAUGGUGAGCAGUGGCAACAUUGAAGGGAAUUACAUGGUGCAGCAAAGCAGUGAGAGCAGUGCUGGUGAUGGAGGUGGACUGGUGGUGAAUUGGGAGGGUGGAGAAAGCAGCAUUAGAGUGGGGGAAUGGGAGUUGGGAGAAUUGAUGAGAGAUGUCUCUUUUCCUUUCCUUGAUUUCCAAGCUGAAUGAUAUGGACUCCAUUAAUCACUUCCGCAGACAUACAGAUGAGAGAUACCCAAAUACACUUCAAAGUGUAGUCGAUUUGAAUUCAUUGAAGCUCAUUUUUAAUUGUGUAAC